CACUUUAUCAGCUUUUUUUUUAAAGGUGUCAUUAAUUGCUUCACUUGUAGUCAUAGUAUACCAAAAGGGGAUUAUCAAAAUAUGACAAAAACUGCAGAGUGUGGAUGGGUCGAUAAAAACAGGAUUCUUCCGUGCGAUUUAUCAACUCAUUCAUGUAUAUACGACGUAACAUUGAAAGGAAUACGUGCAAAAUACUUUCGGGGUUGCGUUCCUGGAAAAUACACUACAAACUGCACACAUGAGUAUUUUGACAAUUCCACAAGACAGAUCAUACAUUGUCGUAGAGAUCAUUGCAACGUUUUGCCGGUAUUGAAGAGCGGAUGCAGCGAUUAUUCCGGAAACUUGAUCAUAAUUUGCAUAUCAAUAACUUAUAUAUUAAGUAUUCUGUACGAUAUGUUUUAGUAAUAGUUAGACAUUACUAGUGGUAGAUGUGAUUCAAAACACUUUUUCAGUUAAAUAUUAUGAAGUGAAUUGAGAUACUACCAAAAGAUGCUGUAAUAUAAAUCUCAUUAAUAUAUCAAUUAUCUAU
Styela clava is the source of this 529-nucleotide messenger RNA. The record is from RefSeq and is a predicted model, not a curated record. NCBI's taxonomy places the organism in Eukaryota, Metazoa, Chordata, Ascidiacea, Stolidobranchia, Styelidae.